Molecule: messenger RNA, 991 nt
Organism: Acanthopagrus latus (yellowfin seabream)
Lineage: Eukaryota; Metazoa; Chordata; Actinopteri; Spariformes; Sparidae
Gene: otulina
Product: OTU deubiquitinase with linear linkage specificity a
Exons: 3
Coding region: 132-791 (219 amino acids)
Source: RefSeq, a predicted model, not a curated record
AUGACGUACACGAUUGGCUGGAAGUUGUUGCUGUGUUACCUCAACGUUGGUUACGAACAGGGGGACUGUUAGGAUGCUCCUGAUACAUUAACAGUCUAUUAAAAACAGAGAUUUUCACACAGAAACUCGUAAUGUCUUGGGUCAAAGCUGCGUCGUUCAGCGGGGAAGAUGUUUUCGACGAGAAUGCGGACGACAUUAACUUGUUGAGCAGAGAGUGGGCGUCCAACAUGAAGAAGAGAAUCCGGGAUGGGUAUGUGGACGGAGUGGAUGCCGGAGAGGAGGCCUCACUUCAGGCCGGGUUCAACAUGGGCUUCAGGGAAGGAGCAGCUCAGACUGCAGCUGCGGGCCGACUCAAAGGAAUAGCCAGUGCUAUAUCGAGCUGGUGCCAGAUCGAACAUCCGGAAAGCCCCGUCCCGGCCUCUGUGACUGACCUCCUGCAGCGGAUUUCACAGCAUGAAGAGAGAAUUAUGAACAGCAUCAAGGAUGCUUUGGAGAAUCCUCCUCCGAGUGUGAGCUCUGUCUCUGAUGGUAUGGAGGAUCUGGAGGUGAAGCCGGCAGAUUCAGGUUGCAGAGGAGGAGGAUGUAAAGAAACAGACUGCUGCAGGGGAGCAGAAAAAAUGGAACUCGAUGCUCCUCAGCAGCAACAGAAACCCUGCCCAGGGUCCACUGACUGCUCCUCCAGCACAAGCGAAAGCCUGAAUGACCUCCUGCAGCGAUGCAAGGAUGUGGUGUUGGAGCUCGGACUGCCACAGGAGCUCAUCAGUCACAUAGAGGAGCUGAGGAACAUGUAGCGACUGAACAUCAGGGACAUUUGGACUACACUUGAAUAAGCACUUGAACUAUGAAACAAAACAUUUUGUAGUGUAAAUUUCUUACACACAGCAGCUUUUGAUGUACAUAUUGUAGAAUAUAGAAUAUUUUACAUUCAGAAUUUGUACAAGAUGGUUGAAGAAUAUCUAAGAAUAAAAAUGGAUUUCCUAUUUUUGCUGCA